GGAUUUUCUCUAAACAGAAGGUUCUGGUGGGAUUCCGUGGAUCUCGGGUCGGCGAAGCGGCAAGAUAGUGUGUGGGGAUUGGGGAAAAAGUCAUCGGAAGUAGAUGGAAAGGGGAGAGAGGUUCUGAACCGACGAACAAAAGGGAAAGUUUGUGUGGUAUGGAGGAGAAGAUAAGAUGAAGCAGAAGGUUGCUUAUGGCAGGAGAGAAAUCAGAAGAAGGAAGAGAAGGUAAAGUGGCGAGCAAGGAUCCUUUGUUGAGAACUAAUGAAUUGUUUCCUGGAAAUUAGAGUUUUGAUGAGUAACUGAUGAAGAAAGGCUGGAUCCAAAGGUCUUUUAUUGGCGAGUGGGGUAAUAAGGAGGAGUGGGCAUUUGUGUGAGAGGGGAAGCUAGGCACGUGGGCGAAUGAAGGCAAUGGUUUGGAG
This is a messenger RNA of Linum tenue, 422 nucleotides long. The record is from the annotation of a GenBank genome assembly. NCBI's taxonomy places the organism in Eukaryota, Viridiplantae, Streptophyta, Magnoliopsida, Malpighiales, Linaceae.